AUGAUUAAAGGAGAGCGCUUGGGUACGUUACUGCCAGAGGAACAUGACGUCUGUAGCACUGCUGGUCUGUUUGCCAGUCACUACACAGAAACACACUACCUGAAAGAUGGCAGCGCGGUCACCGGCUCUCACAACCUCACGACGAACUGCUAUUACCAUGGAAUGGUGCAGGGACACAUCUAUUCUGACGUCACCCUCAGUACCUGCUCAGGUCUCAGUGGCUUCAUCUCACUAGAAAACAGAUCCUACGUGUUGGAGCCGUCAACUGAUCCCUCCAGUGGAUCCCACAGGAUCUACCGGUCAGAACAGCUCAACCUCACACCUGGCUCGUGUGGCCAUGGCUUCAACAUAUCUCUGGUUCAUGGAGACACCCAGAACAGCCAAUCAGACAGCCCCUUCGGAGCCUUCAGCACCAGGCAGAGGAGACAUACCCAGAGCAGCACCAAGUAUGUGGAGCUAAUCAUCGUAGCUGACAACAGAGAGUUCCAGAAACAAGGGAAGGAUGUGGAGAAGGUCAAACAGAGGCUGGCUGAGAUCGCCAAUUACGUGGACAAGUUCUACCGUGCCCUGAACAUCCGUGUAGCUCUGGUGGGGUUGGAGGUGUGGAGUGACCAGGACAGGUGCCCAAUCACCCCAGACCCCUUCACCACCCUGCAUGAGUUCCUGGACUGGAGGAAACUCAAACUGCUGCCCAACAGGCCCCACGAUAAUGCACAGCUAGUCAGUGGGGUGUUCUUCCAGGGUACCACCAUCGGCAUGGCACCCAUCAUGAGCAUGUGUACAGCAGAGCAGUCUGGGGGCAUCGUCAUGGAUCAUUCGGACAACCCCCUGGGAGCAGCGGUUACUCUGGCCCACGAACUCGGGCACAACUUUGGAAUGAACCAUGACACCCCAGAGCGGGGGUGUGGCUGCAGGGUGACGGUGGACCGAGGAGGCUGCAUCAUGACCCCCUCUACAGG
Messenger RNA from Oncorhynchus gorbuscha (pink salmon), 959 nucleotides. Its product is annotated as disintegrin and metalloproteinase domain-containing protein 12-like. The transcript has 9 exons. The annotation marks the transcript as partial. The record is from RefSeq and is a predicted model, not a curated record. Gene Ontology annotation, biological process: proteolysis. NCBI's taxonomy places the organism in Eukaryota, Metazoa, Chordata, Actinopteri, Salmoniformes, Salmonidae. Gene Ontology annotation, molecular function: metalloendopeptidase activity.